Amblyraja radiata (thorny skate) is the source of this 3942-nucleotide messenger RNA. RefSeq names its product receptor-associated protein of the synapse, 43kD (gene rapsn). Gene Ontology annotation, molecular function: protein-membrane adaptor activity; acetylcholine receptor binding. Gene Ontology annotation, cellular component: neuromuscular junction; plasma membrane. Gene Ontology annotation, biological process: synaptic transmission, cholinergic; positive regulation of neuromuscular synaptic transmission. The transcript has 6 exons. The record is from RefSeq and is a predicted model, not a curated record. The coding region runs from base 901 to 2139 and encodes 412 amino acids. NCBI's taxonomy places the organism in Eukaryota, Metazoa, Chordata, Chondrichthyes, Rajiformes, Rajidae.
GGUCAUCGCCAUGUCCCUUCUUUCCCCAGCCACCGAGUCACAACAACUGGGACUGGCUCAAGCCGAGCAGAGCUGGGAGCCGCAAGGUACUGCUGUUGCAAUCUUGAGCAAAUCACGAAGGCGUGGAGAAUACAGAGGGUCAGGUAGCAUCCGUGGAGGGAAUAGACAGGCGAUUUUUCAGGUCGCGACCCUUCAGAGCCGCAAGUCGGCGAGGCAGGUCGGCAGUCGCUUGUCUUCUUUUCACAGCCGUUCAUGUCAACCGAUGAUAUCCAACUUGCGAAACAAAAAUUAAGUUACCAAGAGUUGUCAGGAGUGGAGCACGUUUGUAACUGCGACAGCGUGGACAGGGAUAAAAGCCUCUUAAACGGCACCGUCUUGUCUGUCUUCACCACCACCUCCCUCUGCUGCAGCAGCUCUGACCUCCACCUCCCGCGGCUACUGCAGACUGACAGCCGUGGCUGCAGCCCUCAGCUCGCCGACGGACACCGACAGCUGCGGCCGCCCCCAGCCUCCGCCCCCCGGGGUUAACGAGUUCCAGCCGCGCCGACCCUGCUGUUCAGACGCCGGCUACCGCUGCAACGAGCCGUGCUUCGCUCCACAGCAGAGUGUAGCCUCUCCGCGGCCCGGUCCCCACUCCCCUCCCCGCGGCCCGUCCUCCCCGCCCCGCUCCCUCCACGGCCCGGUCUCCACUCCCCUCCCCGGUACCCGCUCCCCUCCCCAGUACCCGCUCCCUCCACGGCCCGGUCCCCACCCACUCAUUCCCACCGAACCCUCUCCACCGCGGCCCCCCUGUCUCCACAUCGCCACCGCCCAACCCACUUAUUCCAACCGACCCCGAGACUCCUCAACCCCCCCCCUCGGCCCAUUCCCUCACCGCGGCCCGGUCCCCCCGGCCUGACGAUGGGCCAGGACCAGACCAAGCAACAGAUCGAGAAGGGCCUUCGCCUCUACCGCUCCAACGAGACGACCAAGGCGCUGCUGACAUGGAACCAGGUGCUGCUGAAGAGCAGGGAGGCUCCGGGCCGGUUCCGGGCGCUGGGCUGCCUGAUCACAGCGCACUCUGAGAUGGGCCAGUACCAGGACAUGAUGCGACUGGCCCUGGGACAGACCGAAGUGGCGCGGCAGAUGGGCGACCCCGACGCCCUGACCGAGUCCUACCUCAACCUGGCCCGCAGCAACGAGAAGCUGUGCCAGUUCGCCAAGACCAUCGCCUACUGCAAGACGUGUCUGGGCACCCAGGGCGGCUCGGCUGGGCUGCGGCUCAACGGGCAGGUAUGCCUCAGCAUGGGCAACGCCUACCUGGGCCUCAGCGCCUUCCAGAAGGCCCUGGAGUGCUUCGAGAAGGCGCUGCGCUACGCCCACAGCAACGACGACAAGAUGCUCGAGUGCCGAGUGUGCUGCAGCCUGGGCGGCUUCUACAUACAGCUGAAGGACUACGAGAAGGCGCUCUUCUUCCCCUGCAAGGCGGCCGAGCUGGUCACCGACUACGGCAAGGGCUGGAGCCUCAAGUACAAGGCCAUGAGCCAGUAUCACAUGGCGACGGCCUACCGCAAACUCUGCCGCUUGAACGAUGCCAUGGACUGCUGCGAGGAGUCGAUGAAGAUCGCCCUGCAGCACCGAGACCGCCCCCUGCAGGCCCUCUGCCUGAUGUGUUUUGCGGACAUCCAUCGUCAGAGCUCCAACGUCGAGAAAGCAAUUCCGCGAUACGACUCUUCACUGAACAUCAUGACGGAUAUCGGCAACCGUCUGGGUCAGGCCCAGGUGUUGCUGGGCAUUGCCAAGUGUUGGCUGCUAGAGAAGGAGGGAGACAAGAGUUUACAGGCCGUGCGUAAAGCAGAGGAAGUGGCAGAAGAAGUGGGAAAUAAGCUGCUCCUGCUAAAGGCACACUGCUUGUGCGAGGCCAUUUAUCGAGCCAAGGGUUCCCUUCAACUUCUCCGAGACCAUGUUGUCAAGUUCCACGAGUGUAUGGAGGACAUGGAGUUAUAUUGUGGGAUGUGCGGCGAGUCGAUCGGCGACAAGAACUCCCAGCUCCAGGCGCUGCCGUGUUCCCACCUCUUUCAUCUAAAAUGUUUGCAAUCCAAUGGAACCAGGGGUUGCCCAAACUGCAGGCGGUCAUCUGUGAAGCCAGGUUACGUGUGACAAUAGAGUCCCACUCGCGCCAGAACACGUGAAGACGAACCUUUGUUUUGGCAUCAGCCACGAGUCGUGGUUUCAGAGUGUAGAAGGCAGCAAAACGUCCGGGGAAGAUAUCUCCUGAUCUUAUCUCACCAGAGUCAGAAGUUACCUCACCCCCCGGUGAGACCUCGGCCACAGACGGCAUUAGGGUUGGACCAGACGUUGGAAAUCAAAAAAAUGGCCUUAGUUUGUGGGUCUUUUGGAGAAUGAUGAAAACUCCUUGGGGCAUCUGGUGCCAGGCGGUGGUGCGUGUGAGACUGAUGCCUUGGUGUGGUUUAUUGGGUCACUGUCUGAGCAUCUCCCUGGUUUCUGCUCCCUCUGCUGCUGGAGAUGCCAGUACUGCAAUCUGAAGGACGUGUAUUUUUUUUUAUUGUUGUCAAGUGUACCGACGUACAAUGAAAAGCUGUAAUUUGCAUGCUAUACAAACAGAUCAGAUAUAUGAUACAUACAUGCAAAUCAAUUCACACUCGAGUACAAUAGACCAAAGGGAAGGUACAGAAUGCAAAAUAUGUCUCCUUUUUAGAUUAACAUUUCAUAGCAUUCAGCAUGAACAGGGAGCACCCCUUGUCUGAUAUUUGUUGAAACAUUUCCUUUCUUGUGCCUAAAAUGAAAUACUGGAGGAACUGGAGCAGUAUCAGAGAAAAGGCACUGAGGCAGGUCCCGACUGUCGUUUCCCCCCACAAGCGGUUCCUCUAGAAGGGUGUUUUGGGCUCCAGAUUCCAGCAUCUGCAGUGUCUGGAGUCACCUCCUCAGUGGGGGUGGGUUGGGUGUGAAGGGGGUCAAGGGACAUGGGAUUUUGGAUGGGAUGGAGAGGCAGAGUGCAAUCUCCACUUUAUCCCCAACUGCACCCCAGCCACAACCUCGCCAUGUCCUGUCCCUGUGAAUCCUGGCACUGUCUACAUCAGCAACCAUGUCUUAGUCCAACAUCUCAUCCUGAAGGCUGACCUUGCCCCAACAGACCUGACACCAGCUCAUCCUCCCAACCUCACCCCACCCCACCCUGGCAACGUUUCAUCCAUUGUACGUCGACCAUCAACAGCAUUCCACACCUGACCGCAUCAUGCUUCCGCCGCAAACUUUGACGUGGACCUCCCUCAAAGGCUGUGACCCCACUUCAUCCCUGACCUCUGCUGUUCCCCGACAGUCCCAGCCCUGACCGCCAGAGUCGCAGCCACAAUCGGCUGAUUCAAACCUUCCUUGCUCCCUCCCCCGCAGCCCAACCACAGACGAAACCCACCCUCACGGCCCAACUCCAGAACCAAGCCCCCCCCCAUCACUCACGGCCCAAUCCCAAAAUAACAUUCUUCACUCACAGCCCAAUCCCAACCGUAAACUAACCAUACUUCCUCUCUCAACCAGAUCUACUGAUCCUUCACGUCAUCCUGAGCUCCCAUUGCAUUGCAAUUCACCUGAUUACACUGCCUGUGAUUCCACUGAUGCUGGAUAAUGUUACUGUAUGCACUCCACCGGAUCACACUGUUACCUGUUUAUGCUUCCCCCCUGAUUAGACUAGCUGCUGAUUACACAAACCCCCUGAUUAUCAUGAGGCUUGUUUAAACUGCCCGAUUGUACGAACCCUCACUUGACUGCACUGUCACUUGAUUCCACUGCUGCCUGAUUACAUUGACAGCUUAUGAUAUUGUUGUUUGAUUACAUUAUGGUUUGAUUACGCUAUGGUUUGAUUAUACUGUUGCUUGAUUACAAUGUUGCUUGAUUACAUUCUGGCCUGAUUAAAUUGAUAGCUGAUGAUGCUGUUGUUUGAUUACA